Molecule: messenger RNA, 2111 nt
Organism: Oreochromis aureus
Lineage: Eukaryota; Metazoa; Chordata; Actinopteri; Cichliformes; Cichlidae
Gene: eva1c
Product: eva-1 homolog C (C. elegans)
Exons: 9
Coding region: 481-1851 (456 amino acids)
Cellular component (GO): extracellular region
Molecular function (GO): heparin binding; carbohydrate binding
Source: RefSeq, a predicted model, not a curated record
UGCGCCACGCCCACAUUAUGAUUCCCGCUCAGCUGUUACUGUGGGUCGCCUUCAGUUUCCACAUGGAUCCAUUCACGGAUCUGCGGGCUUGAGCGUUUGGGAAGUCGCCGUGGGAGACUCGCCACUCCACGCGUCGCUCGGAUCCGUCACCUCGUCUGUCAGUUUUGAACAACUUGUUGCGCAGCUGCUAUUCCCAACCUCCUCUGUGGUCCAUUGCUGCUGCUGCUGCUGCUGCACACAGCGGCUGAUCCUACUCAACCCCAAACAGCCGCUUUUUUUCUUUCUCUCCUGAGCUGCAGGUGAAGACGGAUGAAGAAGUGAUUUGAUCUCAGCUCAGGCGACACAGAGAUGAAGCUCGGUAUCGCGGCCUCUUUGAGCGCCUUCACCAUCUGGCGUGGGUUCUUGUGAAGUCUGGGAAGUCCUACGGUGGAUUUUUUUUUUUAAGAGUCCCAGCUUUUAAUAUGAUCAGUGAGACGGGGGAUGCGAGUCAUGAGCUGGACCCGUUGUCGCGGACUGGACUGGAGCCACAGCCUCUUCUGUCUGACUUUACUCCUGUGGACCAGAAGCAUGAGUGGAUUGGCUGACUUUUCAGACUACCUGACCAGGAUCAUUACCAGCCACUCUGCCCACGCGUGUGACGGGCAACCUCUACGGCUCCACUGUCCACGCCACUCCACCAUCUCCAUCCAGUCUGCCUUCUACGGGAGCGGCGAGGUGCAGCUUUGCGGAGUAGAUCCACACCCUUCGCUCAGGGCCCACAAUCACAGCUGCUCAGCUUUCACAGCCCUACAGAAGCUUUUGUCGGAGUGUCAGAGCCACAGAGACUGCCAGAUGCCUGUCAAUCACCUGCUAUUUGGGAAGGACCCCUGCCCCGGCACUACCAAAUACCUCCAUGUGGACUACAAGUGUAAACCUACUGAACACAAAAAACAUGUGGUGUGUGAAGGAGAGACCAUGGUCCUGCGCUGUAAGCCCCCCAGGGUGCUGAACAUCUAUGCAGCUGUCUACGGGCGAAGGCUGGGUCACACCGACACCUGCCCCUCACACCUGACAAGACCACCCCCGUUUGAGUGUCUGAACCACGAGGCCGUACACUUGGUCUCCAAGUCCUGCUACAGCAAACAGAAGUGUGCUGUUCCCGUCAGCAACCAGACCUUUAGGGACCCGUGCUUUCCAGGAACCAGGAAGUACCUCAGUGUGAUCUAUUCUUGUGCUGAUCCCAGCCAUCAGCUGCUCUUAUCCCAUCACACCCAAGAGCGCAGUAGCAGGGGAAGAUUGGACUGUGAGCAACUGAUUUUACCGCAGAGUUUACUAAGGGUGGCAGACCCCAACAUAGUAAGCCUCACCUCAUCUCCUAGCGUGGGCACAGAAAAAGAUCUGGACGAGCCCUUUCCUAAAGGCUCAAGAAGGCCUGACAACUCAGGAGCGAUGAUGAGCAACUCUCUCCUGACAUAUGCUUACAUCAAAGAGCAUCCUGAAAUGGCAGCUCUGCUGUUUACCUCCAGCGUGUGUGUUGGUCUCCUGCUCACCCUGCUGGCUGUAUCUGUUCGAGUGACCUGCAGGACACACUGGUUCAGAGAUCACAGACUUGCACCCAAACUGGGAAGCCCUACUGUUAAAUAUCAGGAAGAUGACGAGGAUGAGGAUGAUGAUGACACAGAUGAAGAAGAAGAUGACCACGAGGGAACAGGAAGAUCUUUGCUCUCAGCCACAGAAAGGAAGGCGAUAUACGGCUGGGAGGAAGUGACUUAUGUGAGCGAAGCGGCCGAGCGGGCGGAGAGGAUCGAGCGCAGAGAGAUGAUCAUGCAGGAGAUCUGGAUGAAUGCCUAUCUGAAUGGCAGCUCGUGUUAAAUAACUCAUGACCUGUGGAUGCUACUCAGCAUCUGGUGUUUUUUUCCAGCAGGUAUACUGAUCACCACCGCAAGAAGCUCCUUUUUUAACGUUGCAGUUUGUUGUGUUUUGCCAUUUUUGCGUACAAUAUGCGAAGAAAAAGUUUUCAAAAGUUUCCAUGAUCAACAAAGUUUUGUGCUGCAAAAAAGAUUUGUGUAUUUGUUUUUUUUCUACGUCUGUUGUAUUUAUCAGACUCACCACUAAAUAUGGCUUUAACAUUU